Malaya genurostris is the source of this 1115-nucleotide messenger RNA. RefSeq names its product gamma-aminobutyric acid receptor-associated protein-like. The transcript has 3 exons. The record is from RefSeq and is a predicted model, not a curated record. The coding region runs from base 123 to 479 and encodes 118 amino acids. Gene Ontology annotation, biological process: autophagosome assembly; macroautophagy; cellular response to nitrogen starvation. Gene Ontology annotation, cellular component: cytosol; autophagosome; autophagosome membrane. NCBI's taxonomy places the organism in Eukaryota, Metazoa, Arthropoda, Insecta, Diptera, Culicidae. Gene Ontology annotation, molecular function: GABA receptor binding; ubiquitin protein ligase binding.
GACAAAUAUAUCGAGAGACGCAAUUUAUGCUUGUGCUGAUAUUUUAGUUGGUUAAUACAUUCAGUAUCAGUAACCUAUUUGGUAAACAAUUUGUGCUACAAUAUAUAGUUAUAUCUGCAACUAUGAAAUUCCAGUAUAAAGAAGAACAUCCAUUUGAAAAACGAAAGGCCGAGGGAGAUAAAAUAAGACGCAAAUAUCCUGAUCGUGUACCUGUUAUCGUGGAAAAGGCUCCAAAGGCACGCAUCGGGGAUUUGGACAAGAAAAAAUAUCUGGUCCCAUCUGAUCUUACUGUUGGGCAGUUCUAUUUUCUCAUUCGUAAACGUAUUCAUCUUAGAUCAGAGGAUGCCUUGUUUUUCUUUGUAAAUAAUGUAAUUCCACCAACGUCUGCAACUAUGGGAUCUCUUUAUCAGGAACACCACGAGGAAGAUUAUUUUCUUUACAUUGCCUAUUCGGACGAAAACGUUUAUGGUGACAAUUAGACAAAUGUGAUAUGUAUUUGCUGGAUAAAUAUUUAAUCUAAUCAUAAAUUUUCACUUCACUGCUGUUUAAGUUCCAAUUUUACUCUUUCUAGUGAACGCUAUGAACCUUCAUUUAUUCGUCAGUAGUAAAGAAUUUAUUAUUGUAUGUUUCCGUAUAAUUUGAAACAUAACUGAUCUGUAUGUCUGGAUACCAACAAAUAUUUUUUCUAGUAGAAAUGCAGUGAAUUUAUUGAUUGUUCUUGUAAUAUAUAAUUUUGCCAAUCAGCUUCAGCUAAAAUUUCGUAAUUAUUCAUGUAGGUAAAUUAAAAAUUUUAUUGAAUUGGAAUAUAUGUUUGCCAAGCUUUUUUUUACAAUUCAUAUGAUUUGUACAAUGGUUAGUCUGAAGUUGUAGUUAAGAGGAUCGUCAGUUUACUCUUGAAAAAAUUCAGUAGGACCGUAGCAUGUGAAUUGCACACUGAGAACACGUUUCGUCUCAUGACAAAUUCAACGAUGGAGUUCCACAUUCAGAAUCCAAGAGUUGCUUUUUUAUUGCAGUAAGAUGUUUCAUUCAAUUUCAAUACAAUGUUUAUAUAUUCAAAAUACUGACGAAAGUCUAAAUAAUAAAACCCUAUAUCCACUGGCGUACAAUUAACAUAA